AGGCAUCACUCGAAGCCCAGAGUACAAUGAUUGGGAAAUAUGGCUCCACGUCCACCUGUCAACGAACUACUCAUGGUCGCGCCCUGCGCUCGGGCCUGCCUGCUCUGUGCCAUCGCGGCAAGGGCGGCUAACACGGUGCCCAGCAGAGCGAAUCUUGAUUUGGGGUCGGGCUUCGGCAGAGACUCUGCAGAGAGCCAGAUAGGCAAUAAGCGUCAGGCUGUAAUGCGAGCAGAUGGGAACUGGCAGUGGCCAGCUCCAAAUCCGAUUGCGUUGCCUUCCGUUUCUGGAAGGGAUGAGGCUUCCGUCUGGGAGUCAGUGCGAGGCGUCAUGGCGCGCAACCAAGGAAUCGACCUGGACCCAGUGUCUGGCUCUGGCAGUUCGCUGGUGCAGGGCCAGGCGGGCAAUAAGCAUGAAGCCGUAAUGCGAGCAGAGGAGAAGCGGUGGUGGUGGCCCGCUCCGACUUCGGCUCCGACUCCAGCCCCGCCUCUGGCUGCAACUCCGGCUCCGCCUCCGGCUCCGCCUCCGGCUCCGACUCCGGCUCCGACUCCGGCUCCGACUCCAGUUCCUUUGGGGGCUCACGUGUGGGAGUCAGCGCGAGGCGUCACAGGAUUUCCAGAGAUGCAGGUGCCCGAGGUCAUGGAGAAACCCAACGCCGCGCUCGUUAUGUUCGGAGCAGGCACCAAAAGUGCGGUUGAGGAGAUAGGUUAUUACCAGGCAAUGCAGCAGCUGGGCAUUCUCGAUGAGUACCGCUACGCCAUCUCUGCCUCUGGGGGCGCGUGGGGUCUCGGAACAUAUUUUUAUCUACGAAUUUCCAGAACGACUCUACGACGUCGCGCGAGGAUUAUUUCGGGGCGCCUCAUGAUGGCUUGCAGCGAGCAGACGUGUGCAUACACGAGAAUUGUGGAGACUGCGUAGAGCCGGGUGUGUGCAAGGUCCCUGGAUUCAUCAAGCCUCUCUUUCGCCAGAAGAAACACAUUUUGGAUUCUCUGGGCAGUGCGGCUCUCGAUGUGAGCUUGGACUUCAUCAAGCGCUCACUUGGAAAGUGGGUCAGCAUCGAUCGAGACGGGCAUUUGCUCAAUGAUACCGAGGCGGAGGAGUGCUGGGAGCGUUUUGUAUAUAAUACUUGGUUAAAGGAUGCGAAUGUGCAUAGAGAUUCCAUUAUGGCGUUCAACCAAGAGCAUGCGCAACACAUCCGCAGGUCUCACACGUGGAUCUCCGCAAGUCCAGGGCAACCUGCACCUCCUGUUAUCACUCCGUCGCUUCCGAAAGCACCAUAUUUGAUGUUCUUGGGUGUCGUCUGCCAACUCUCAGAUUACACCCCUGAUGCGAAUCCGCCGUAUCAGCCGCUCGUGAUGUCAUCCAUAUACACAGGAGUAAACCCAGAGUCCGACGUCGAGUUUGAGUACAGCCCAGCGGAUAAUUUGUGGGAUUCAUGGUUUGGUUGGACACGACGUCGCAAGGCCACCGUGCGCAUGGGUGGUUUUGUGGAGACGAGUGCGUUUGGUUCAAAGUUUGGUGAUACAAUCAAGAGUGCACCUUAUCUUGGAUCCACUGGCAAUACAGUGAGUCCAGCGGACAUCUGGCAGACCACCAACCGCAGACGCCGGGACCGCCAGAAGAAGCCGUUCUCUCUCGCAGAUGCUCUUACCAUCACUUCUGACUUCAUUGGCCCUGCUUCAGAGUUCCCAGUCGCGUUUGUUAAGUACCCAGGGCUCGCGCUGGGUAUCCAAGAGACCUAUGUGUCCCCUUCUAGGGCUGCACGUGGCGAAACACUUGCACCAUCAGAGAUUUAUCUGGGAGACGGGGGAACUCUUACAACCACUCCAGUGCCAGAGAUGCUGGCUCGGGGCGUGCGGUGCAUCACCCUCUUCAUCGUCGCUGACGCUCCUCUGCCUACUUGCGUGAAGUAUAAUCCAUGGGGCCCUGAUCCCAUCAGCCCGAGGUUGACGCCUCCAAUUGGGGAUAACCUUGAUGGAAUAUCGGACGAUAUUUCAAGCUUGUUCGGCAUGUUCGACGAGGAAGCAGCUGGCUUUACUGCUGCAGUAGGGCGGGACAAAAAACACAAUCAGGUAUUUGCCAAAGAGUAUUUUGGCUGUCUCGUUCGGCAGAUGCAAGACCUUAUCGUCGCUGGCAAGGCCCCCAUUGUGGAGAUGAAUUUGGAAAGUGUUGCAAACAGAAGGUGGAACGUUCAGGCGGGGCAUCGCGUGCGCGUGACCUUUGUGAAAAAUGAGCGAAAUCCUAAGUUCGAGGCGGAAGUUCAAACCGCUAUGGGAGACCCAGGUGCUUGGGAGAGGUUCAGGGAACGCUGGAGGGAGCUCUGGUCGAAAGACUUCCCCUUCGCAAACACGUUCUCGUUCUCGCUGCUGGAUGUUCCGCUCCAGCACUCCAACAUUCGGGCCGCACGGGCAGCGCUACGUGCUCGACCACGCGGCGCAGUUCCGGCAGGCGGCGAGGUGCCCCGCAGAGAUCGGCCCGCCGCCCCCGUGCUCGGCGAGCCCCUGCGGUGGGCAGGCUGCCGCCUGAGUGCAGCCGGCAGAGCAGCGCAGCACGAGCUCGUCUGCCGUGGCACCACGGCGAAGCCCCGGCGGGAGCACUGCCCGUGGAGGUGCCGCGGCGCGCGACACAGUCAGAGUCUCCUUGGAAGAUGGCAAGGGCG
Molecule: messenger RNA, 2656 nt
Organism: Prorocentrum cordatum
Lineage: Eukaryota; Dinophyceae; Prorocentrales; Prorocentraceae
Source: the annotation of a GenBank genome assembly